This is a messenger RNA of Photinus pyralis (common eastern firefly), 2625 nucleotides long. Its product is annotated as gelsolin, cytoplasmic. Gene Ontology annotation, biological process: actin polymerization or depolymerization; actin filament severing; barbed-end actin filament capping. The transcript has 8 exons. Bases 158 to 2473 code for a protein of 771 amino acids. Lineage: Eukaryota; Metazoa; Arthropoda; Insecta; Coleoptera; Lampyridae. Gene Ontology annotation, molecular function: actin filament binding; phosphatidylinositol-4,5-bisphosphate binding. Gene Ontology annotation, cellular component: actin cytoskeleton; cytoplasm. The record is from RefSeq and is a predicted model, not a curated record.
GUAUUUAAUAUGUUAAAAGCGUUCUUAUAAACAACCUUGGGUCGUAAUGGGUCAGUGCAAACUGAGGAGCAUAAGUAUAUAUUAAAAUUGGAAUUGUAUCAUUGAAUGUUAUUUUGUGAUUAGUGGUGAUCUAGAGAUUUACAGUUAUCAACAGCGCAUGCUUGAAAUGGGGACAACAGGUGCAACGAACCGCGAAUCAGACCGCUGGAGCCGUAUCUCGAAACGCUCUACUAUAGUUUUGGCCUUAUUCCUGUCAACGUGUUAUCACUCGAAUAGUGUAGACGCCACGACGACGCUCGCCCGUUCCAAUCCUACUAGUUCAGUCGGAGGAGGAGCAUCAACGCGAAGAGUAAUGGAACCAGCAUUUGAAAACGCCGGUAAAGUGCCCGGCAUCGCAAUUUGGCGUAUUGAGGAUUUCAAACCAGUGGCUUACCCCGUAAAGGACUAUGGAAAAUUCUACACUGGGGAUUCGUAUAUUAUUCUCGUUACCAAGGAGAAAAACGGAAUUUUCAGUUGGGAUAUCCACUUCUGGUUAGGCAGCGAAACAUCUCAAGAUGAAGCCGGGUCGGCUGCUAUCUUGACAGUGAGCCUUGACGACCAACUUGGUGGUGAUCCCGUCCAGUACCGUGAAGUUCAAGACCAUGAAUCUCAGCUGUUUUUGUCACGCUUCAAAUCUGGAGUACGAUACUUACCAGGAGGCGUCAGCUCUGGAUUUGCGCACGUCGAUCGUGAUAGCUUCGAAAAGAAGCUUUUCCAAGUUAAAGGGAAGCGGAAUAUUAGAGUGAAGCAAGUGCCUCUUUCGAUUUCUUCUAUGAACAAGGGCGAUUGCUUCAUUUUAGAUGUUGGGAAUGAUAUUUACGUGUACGUUGGUGGUCAAAGCAAGCGAACUGAACGGCUGAAGGCAGCCCAAGGUGCGAACCUGAUUAGAGAUCAGGAUCAUGGCGGACGUUCAAAGGUUCACGUGUUAGAUGAAUUUGCAUCUGAAACUGAAAUUCAGGCGUUCUUCGAUGCGCUAGGUGGGGGUGUCACCGCGGCGGAUGUUCCUGAAGAAUCCACAGGUGGUGAUGAUGAACAGUUUGAAAGCAAAGAGGAACGAACCGUUGCACUAUAUCGCGUUUCCGAUAGCAGCGGACGAAUGCAGAUUCAAGAAGUGGGACAAAAACCUUUGAAGCAGUCACAUCUUGACACGAAUGAUUGCUUCAUUUUGGAAACAGGAGGUGCAAAUCUUUUCAUAUGGAUUGGUAAAAAAUGUAACAAAAAGGAAAAGGACGAAGCUAUGGUUAAGGCGCAAAACUUCCUUCAGACCAAAAAUUAUCCCGCGUGGACACAUGUCGAAAGGAUUGUAGAAGAUGGAGAGCCUUCGUCGUUUAGGCAAUAUUUUCAAGGAUGGCGAGGUGUUCAAGAGCUACAUCCUCGUUUAAUUCGCUCUGCCGCAGCAAGACCUACUCCACUAGACGAAAAAAGUGGAGGAGAACUUCCAGAGUUCAUGCCCGAUGAUGGUUCUGGUGAUGUUAAAAUAUACAGAGUAGAGAACUAUGAAUUAGUACCAGUGCCAGUUGAAAAUUAUGGGAAACUGUUUGGAGGCGAUUCUUACGUUAUUAAAUAUCAUUGUACCAAUGGUAAAUGGAUCAUUUAUUACUGGCAGGGAAAUAAAAGUACUCUGGAUGAUAAAGCGGCCUCUGCAAUUUUGACCGUAAAAAUGGAUAAUGAUGAACUGGGCGGAAGAGCGGUUCAAAUUCGAGUUGUGCAGGAUUAUGAACCCAAACACUUCCUACAAAUUUUUAAAGGUAAAUUAAUCAUUUUUAUGGGUGGACAUGCCAGUGGCUUCAUAAAUAUCAUGGACCAUGACAUGUACGUUCCGGGCGGCACAAGAUUAUAUCGAGUGCGUGGUACAAACGAUUUUGAUGUUAGAGCUUCACAACAAUGCCCUAGCGCCUAUUCAUUGGAAUCUGAUGACGUUUUCAUAGUUGAAAAUACCAACCAUGCAUGGUUAUGGAUAGGAAAGGGCGCUGAUGAUGUAGAAAAGCGGCUAGCAGCAGGUUUUGUGGAGCUUUUGGUACCAUCAGGCGUUUCACCUAUUACGCUUCAAGAAGGCGAGGAAACAUUACAAUUUUGGGCAGCGAUCGGUGGCCGAAUUCCAUCGUACUCUACAAGCUUCAAGGAAAACCAGAAAGCUGUAACUGACGUGAAAAUGUACCACUGUCAUGUAAAACUCAAUGGACAUGUCUCAAUUGAGGAGCUGGAACGUCUCGAACAAAACGAGUUAGAUUCAGAUGAUUUAAUGCUCAUCGAUUCUUCUGAAGAAAUCUUCGUAUGGAUUGGCAAAGGCGCAACAGAACACGAAAUAACGCACGUUUUCAGUAAACUUCACCAGUUAUUGAAGAGAUACCAACGUGAAAAUGCUAUUGUUGUCACCGUAAAGCAAGGUCAAGAACAUGAGUUGUUCACAUCUUUAUUCCCAUCUUGGAAGUAGAGAUCUUACAUCUAACCAAGCACAAAUGAUAUAUUCCAAUCCCUACUAAACGUUGGCUAUAUUUUUACCUGUACCCUAAACUGUUGCUUUUGCGUCAUUUUAUGUAUGUCUCCAUGAUUAUAAUACUAAUUGUGAUUAAUAAAAAAUAUAUU